AUGGGGGGGGAUGUGGGAUGGGAUUUUGAAAGGGAAGUAAAUAUCAAUGGAAGAAUUAUUAAUUCAGUUGUUUGGAAGAAUCUGUGGAGAACUGGUGCAGCUCGUAGGGUUAAACUAUUUAUUUGGAAGUGUAUAAGGGAAAUUAACCAAACAAGAGAUAAGCUAGCUUUAUACAAUGCAGAGCAAGAAUUACAAUGUGGAUGCUGUGGUGCUGAAUCUGAAACAAUUGAACAUCUGUUAUUGGAGUGCAGACAUGCUAGAGUUGUGUGGAGAGGAGUAAACAUCAACAUUGAUGCUGUAAGAAGUAACUGCACAAGUGUGUCAGAAUGGUGCACAAGUUGGUUCUCUCCAGAUAGUAGUUCUGAUGAAAUAUGGUUAUACACCUUAAUGAUUGGUGCUUGGAUCAUCUGGAAAGAAAGAUGUGAUGCAAUCUUUCAGGGAGUAUCCUUAAACCCUCUUAAUUCUGUACACAAAAUAAAUUAUCACUUGCAUUCUCAUCUGAAGUCGCAUAAUAUUGCAUCUGAACUUACACACUGUUCUCUUUCACAUCAACCUCCUACACCAAGCAUUAUUAAUAUCAAUGUAGAUGCAUAUUUUGACAAUACUACUAAGAAAAUGGGUACUGGACUAAUCAUUCGUGAUGAAACAGGGGCAUGUGGAGGGAUUAAAGGGAGAUUCGCAAAUGGAACAUUAAACCCAGAAGAAAGAGAAUGUAUGGCAAUUCGGGAAGCAAAGGAGAAAUCUUUCACCAUAAUUCAUAUAAAAGCAGAUGCCAAACUUGUCAUUCAAUCGAUCACUGGCACUAUUUCUUUAAUUCAGUGGGAAAAUAGGAAUUUGCUAAAAGAGAUAAAACAUUUAUCUUCUUUUUUUAGUUUAUGCAAUUUUACUUUCGUUAGCAGAAAUGACAAUCAAGUAACAGAUGAAGUUACUAAAUCAGUUAGAACUUCUGAAAGAGAUGUUGAACUCUAUGAUAAUUACAGUGCCAAUGGUUGUAGCCUUCUGGCAAAAGACUUCAAUGUUGCUACACAAUAA
Molecule: messenger RNA, 1032 nt
Organism: Papaver somniferum (opium poppy)
Lineage: Eukaryota; Viridiplantae; Streptophyta; Magnoliopsida; Ranunculales; Papaveraceae
Exons: 2
Coding region: 1-1032 (343 amino acids)
Molecular function (GO): RNA-DNA hybrid ribonuclease activity; nucleic acid binding
Source: RefSeq, a predicted model, not a curated record